Molecule: messenger RNA, 1130 nt
Organism: Cuscuta epithymum
Lineage: Eukaryota; Viridiplantae; Streptophyta; Magnoliopsida; Solanales; Convolvulaceae
Source: the annotation of a GenBank genome assembly
AAUGUAUUUGGCUAAUAAUACUCGACCAGAUAUUGCUUUUUCUGUAAAUUUAUUAGCCAGGUACAGUUCUUCCCCAACAAGAAGGCAUUGGAAUGGUGUCAAACAUAUAUUCCGAUAUCUCAAUGGUACAAUCGAUCUUGGAUUGUAUUUCAAGAAUGGUGCAAAUGCCACUUUAAUUGGCUACGCGGAUGCAGGAUACUUGUCUGAUCCACAAAAGGCAAAAUCACAAACAGGAUAUUUAUUCACCUAUGGUGAUACCGCUAUAUCAUGGAGAUCAAUGAAGCAAACAUUAACUGCAACAUCAUCAAAUCAUGCAGAAUUAAUUGCUCUUUAUGAAGCAGGUCGUGAGUGUGUCUGGUUGAGAUCAAUGAUCCAGCACAUACAAAAUGAAUGCGGUAUAAAAUCUUUUACUUCUAAUCCUACUGUGAUUUAUGAAGAUAAUACAUCAUGUAUAGCUCAGAUCAAAGGGGGUUACAUCAAAGGGGACAGAACAAAGCAUAUAGCACCAAAACUUUUCUCCACACAUGAUCUUGAGAAAGACGGAACGGUUGAUGUCAAACAAAUCAAGUCAUGCGACAACCCUGCUGAUUUGUUCACAAAGUCAUUGGCACCGAAGAUAUUUGAAGAACUGGUCCAUAAAAUUGGAAUAUAUCGUCUUCGAGAUAUAUGUUAAAUUGAGGGGGAGUAAUAUAAUGCACUGCACUCUUUUUCCCUUCGUCAGGUUUUUUAUCCCACUGGGUUUUUCUUGACAAAGGUUUUUAACGAGACAGUACAUUAUAAUACUAUGAAUCUAAUACCCCAGAAUAAUUAGAAGAUGACCAUUCAAGGGGGAGUGUUGAAAUAUAAUUGAAUUAGUCAUCUUCCAACUAUUCCUGAUUAGGAAUUAUUAUCACCAUUAUAUAAAUAAUCAGGAAAUCAUAAUUAUGAUUCUAGAUGAUAAUUGUGUGGUUCACAAUUAUCCUCUAAUCCUAUGAAGCUUAACUUUUCUCCUAUAAAUAGGAGGCUUCUCCAUUGUAAUUAACACACCAUGGUUACACCAUUAUCACACUUCUAAUAACAUCUUUCUCACUAAGUAUUCAGACUAUACUUUCUCUCCCUGAUCUUCUGCUUAUUUCCUUCCAUAUUAUAAC